AGGCAGUUGCGCGCACGUGCGCACGACGCCGCCGCCGUGAAGAAGAUGGUGGACGCGCUGCGUGCCGAUGAGGACGAAAUUGUUCGCGCCCACAACCCUUUCCUGGAGACGAACGAGGUGCGACUUGUGCCUCUUCGUUUGAUUGGUGUUGAUGAUGAUCACACGGUGAAACUGUUGAAGCGACGGCGUCAACGCUUUUUGGGCGUCUGUGAUCGAUUAUCUGUGUCCAAGGUGGAGGCUCGUUUAAUUGAGCGUGUGUGUGAUUUGGCCCGGAAAGUUUGUGUGGAGGAAGAUGAGUUACGAGCUGAAUUUGGUGGGGAGCGACCACGUAAACUAGCAAGUGAUGGUCUUCUGUAUGAUCUUAAUGUCCGAGAGGACGAGGUGGUGGCGGAGCUUGAUAGCAAGGUUGAGGCGCUUCUUGAGUCUGGUUCUUCUUUGCAGUCGGACGAGGUUUCUGAACUACGAAAAAAAACGCAGGUGAGAGUGUCAGAACUUCUGGAGGCGUAUCUUCGUGCGGAGUGUGAGAUUUCUGGCGAGGUCAGCGCUUUACGCUGUGAAUUUCCGAUGUGUGUGCGGGAUGUGAACCCCUCGCUGCGCACCGAUGAUCUUCUUAACGUGAUGCAGCGCGCACGGAAUGAGGCUCUCUCAGUGGACAAUAUAGAUAUGCAAACAGUCUGUUCCAUUGAGCAUGAACAGUUCUCCCGGUCCAUUUACCUUAUCGGUGAUGAUCGCUGUGUGCUGGCGGCACUGGAAACGUAUUGCAAGGCGGAACAGGAGGUGCGAAGGGCGCGUGCAGAGAAGCGGUCACCGCGGCGCGUGCAGCAGUUAUUACGAGACAAAGAUACGGCGCAUUAUAAGCAUCGGCUCUGGCGUGCGCGGCAGACCCGUCGCCACCUUCCUGUUAUGAUGCUUGUGGGCGUGAACGACGAGGAGGAUGAGGUGUCCGUCUCCGACGCGGAAAUGGCGCUCCCUGUAAGGACGGCCAGCGCCCUCGUCGCGGCGGAUCCCUACUAUCUGUACCUCCAGCGUUGCAAGGCGAAGGAGAUGCUGGAAGGGCCCUCUCCCGCCGUUCGUUGCCUCAAUGAGACAAUGCGGAUCCGGUUGAAGCAGCUUGUCGCCGAUGCGGCGCAGGCACAGCACGCUGAGGGGCGGUUUGAGUCAGCGAUGCAGAAAAGGUAUCCAUUCCUGCGCGCUCCAUUCGAGACAUUGGCGCGGUUGGGGAUACGAAUUGACCAGGACCCGGAGUUUCUGCGCAUGGACGCUGAGCGGCAGAAACUGCUGGCUCCGCCGAAGGAGCUGCUGGAACGCUUCCCAUUCCUUGCCGACACAAUUGGCGGCGUUCCCAUCACGCAGCUCGGCCUCGAGAACGACCCCAUCUUCAUGCAGUUAGCAGCGGAGCGAGAGGACCUUAUUCUCCCCCUAAAAAAGACGAUGCGGAUGGUGAAGCUGAAGGAAGAGGAGAUGCGCGAACGCUGCAACACCCUUAUAUCUGCAGUACUAAAUGAAGAGGCGGCGCUGCGGGAGCGGAUGCCGUACCUGGACUUCCAGGCGCUUCCUGUCGACGUGCCGCUGCGCGAGCUGCGGCUGGAGAGCGACGCCGGGUUCGCUGCGCUGCUGGCGAAGCACGCGGAGGUGUGCAAGCACCCCGAGCGUGUCGGCGGCGCGGAGGCGCGGCGGCUGGAGAAGGCGAUGCGGGACCUGGCGGGGAAGCUUGCUGAGGACGCCGCGGAGGCACAGCACCGCGCGCUGGUGGAGGCGGAGAACCUGCACGAGAAGUACCCCUACGUGCCGGAGGAGCCGGUACCUGGCGUUUCGCUGGUGGAGGCGGGCCUGCAGCAGGACCCGGCGUUCCGCGCACUGUCGAACGAGCUGGAUGACCUGCGCAGCGACCCGGUUGCGAAUGCGGAGCGAAUCGCGGCGGUGGAGCAGGCGGUGCGUGCGCGCGCAAUGGAGCUGGGUGCCGCGAAGCUGCACGCUGCAGAGGAGGAGUGCUGCAAGUACCCCUUCCUCGCGAAGCGCGUGGACGGCGUUCUGGUGGGCGACCUGCGCCUUGCGGACGACGCUGUGUUCCAGGAGCUCGUGGAGAAGCGCGACGCGUUGGCGGCGGAGCCGAGCUUGAACCGCGAGGCACUGGUAGAUGUGGAGAGGCAGUUGCGCGCACGUGCGCACGACGCCGCCGCCGUGAAGAAGAUGGUGGAUGUGCUUCGUGCCGAUGAGGACGAGGAUGUGCGUGCCCACAACCCUUUCCUGGAGACGAACGAGGUGCGGCUGGUUCCGCUGCGCGAGCUCGGCCUCCCGAUGGACGCCACGUACGCGGCGCUUGCGGACGAGCGCCUGCUGCUGAAGCAGGAUGCUGCGACGAACGCGGCUGCUAUCAAGGCAACGGAGAGCGCGUUGUGCGGCCGUGCGGAGGAACUGGCGCUGGCGCGUUUGGUUGCAGAGGAGGCGCUGCUGGCCAAGUACCCGUUCCUCGCUGCGCUGCCCGGUGUGGAGCUGCUGGCGGGAGACGACUUGGAGCACGACCCGCUCUUCGCACGCUAUGACGAACUCGCGGCGGACCCGACGGCGGAUGCGGCUGCGGUGGAGGACGCGAAGAUGGCGCUGCUGGAUGAAGCCAAGACACUGUUGGCCGCGGACGCCGAGGCGGAGCGUGCGGCAGCAGCGGCACACAAGCGUUUUCGGCGGGCGGCAGGACCCUCUAACCGGUUGCAGGGCGUCCAGGUGGCAGAUGUCCCUGAGGAGGCGGUGGGGGAGAUCACCGACGCGGACACGCAGCCGCCUCCGCACCCGCGGCGGGUGUCAGUGGUGGCUGAAAAGGACCCGUACUACCAGGAGCUGUGUGCCCUGCGCGACGCGCUGCUGGCGGAGGGAGAGGAGAUGAACGCCCCUGCUGUGCGGUGCGUGGAGGAGCAGAUGAAGGACCGACUGCAGCAGCUGCGCACCGACGAGCAAAAGGCGGCAAGGGCCGCGCGACGUGCGGAGCAGCGGCUGCUGGAGGAGUACCCGUGCCUUGGUGACGUGGCUGUGGCCGGUCUCCCACUGACCGCACUUGGACUGACGGAGGACGAGGAGUUUGUGGCGCUUGCGGAAGGUCGUCUGGCGCUCGCGCAGGAUCCGGCGGCGAACGCGGAGUCCCUUGCGGCGACGGAGCAGUCGAUGAGGGCGCGCGCCGAGCAGAUCGCUGCUGCGGUGGCGAAGCAGGAGGCGGCGCUGCGGGAGCGGAUGCCGUACCUGGACUUCCAGGCGCUUCCUGCCGACGUGCCGCUGCGCGAGCUGCGGCUGGAG
Messenger RNA from Trypanosoma grayi, 3285 nucleotides. RefSeq lists its product as hypothetical. NCBI's taxonomy places the organism in Eukaryota, Euglenozoa, Kinetoplastea, Trypanosomatida, Trypanosomatidae. The record is from RefSeq and is a predicted model, not a curated record. The transcript has a single exon. The annotation marks the transcript as partial.